This is a messenger RNA of Calliphora vicina (urban bluebottle blowfly), 2551 nucleotides long. It is a transcript of the gene Nek2, whose product is annotated as Nek2. Gene Ontology annotation, biological process: protein phosphorylation. The transcript has a single exon. The coding region runs from base 1 to 2337 and encodes 778 amino acids. The record is from RefSeq and is a predicted model, not a curated record. Gene Ontology annotation, molecular function: protein kinase activity; ATP binding. Lineage: Eukaryota; Metazoa; Arthropoda; Insecta; Diptera; Calliphoridae.
AUGAGUACAAACGAGAAUAAAAUAUCUCCCGCUAAAGAAGCGGCAGAUACAAGUUUGAAUUUCUCCAAGAAAACGUUACAAGAUUACGAAGUUAUAUCGGUUAUUGGAAAUGGAGCGUUUGGUACUUGUUUUAAGGUACGCGAUAAAGAAAAUGGAAACCUAUAUGCCUGGAAGGGUAUGGAUUAUGAUGAACUAAGUGAAAAUCAAAAAGAAUCUCUGGUAUCGGAAAUAAGAGUCUUACGACAAUUGCAACAUCCUAAUAUUGUGCAAUAUUAUCAUCAUUUGGUAAACUAUGAAGCCAAAUCUAUAUUCAUAGUUAUGGAAUGCUGUGAGGGAGGAGAUUUAUCCCAGUUAAUAGCUAAAGCUAAGGCGGAAAAUAAACGUUUCGAGGAACGUUAUAUAUGGCGCGUACUUUUUCAAGUAUGUCGAGCCCUUCAAGUGUGCCACAACAAAAUUAAGCAAGGAACGAUUCUUCACCGCGACAUCAAGCCCGCGAAUAUAUUUUUGGACAUGGAAGGCAAUGCAAAACUGGGCGACUUUGGUUUAGCACGUAUGCUAACACGUAAUGAAUCUUUUGCCGAAACGUUUGUGGGAACUCCGUACUAUAUGAGCCCGGAAAUUGUAAGAGGUUCCAAAUAUGAUCGUAAAUCAGACGUCUGGGCUGUGGGUUGCCUGAUAUAUGAAAUGUGCUCGUUGCGACCACCCUUUAAAGGCAAGGAAUUCACCCAGCUAUCGGCCAAUAUAUCGAUAGGAAAAUUUAGCAGCAUACCUGAUAUAUACUCAAAAGAUCUACAAGAAAUCAUAGCAUUUAUGUUGGAAGUGGAAAAUGAACUAAGACCUAGCAUAGAGGUGAUAUCACGACAUCCCAUACUUGUGCGUAACAUCAAUGAUUUGGGCAAUGAGUUCCCCAUUUUAGUGGAUAUUGAAAUGCAACAUCAAGAUUUUUAUGUAGAGUCCGACACUCAUAGUAAAUUGGAUUACAGCCCUCUGCGUGACUUUUCAAGUACUAUGUUUUCGGAACAAAAUAGUUUUAAUGAGGGAUAUGGCCAAAGACGUUUAAGCAUCACUGGUGUAUUUACACCCGAUUUAAAGGCCGAACUAUUUUACUCAGCGAAACGUAAAAUAUUUCCUCUCAAAUCAAAAUUACAACUGUCUGAUCCAGAAUUAUAUGAAAGUAUAAGGCGGGAGAAUUAUGCUACAAUAGACGAUGACUCUUUAAAAACCUCCAAUUUUAAACAUGUUAUCAGAAAACCUGAAACCAAUCACUCGGAAAAGUUAUACCAGCCUGAUUUAGUUACCCGCAAUGUGUUUGACGAUAUACUCCAAGAAAGACUACAUGCCAUACGAGCCCAAGAAUCUCUACUAAGGCAGCGGGAAGAAAAUCUUAAUGCUCGUGAACAACAAUUAAACGAAAAGGAAAAACGUUUGAUAGCCUUCGAGCAAAGUCUAGUUACAAAAUGUCAAUUAUUUAAGGAGGAAUGUAAUAUGAAAACAAAUUCCAUUGCACGAACAAUCAGUACAAAUGAAAGAUUGCGUAUGCCUCUACCGGAGGAAAAACCUAAUAUACCAAAUUUACCACCGCCAAUACCACCCCGAAAACCCACCAAUCAUGAUGAAACCUAUUGCACCAUAGAACCAAGUGAUACCACAUUACUGCAUCAGCCCACUGUGGCCAAAUUAAAUAUGGCUGCUUUACCAGCCGCUAAAGCUUUUCCCUCACUACGUAAGGUUACCUUUCAAUCACCCAAAAAGUUUAUUACUUACGAUGUUGACAACAAACCCAGUAAACUAUUAACGGGAGCUGGUAACAAUCCCACACAUAUGCAUUCUAGUACAUCAAGCAAGAGUAGUGAAGAUUCAUCGGAAAGUACAGCAACCUCGACUUCUUCAUCAGCUUCUACAACAAAACGCAAAUCGAUACUGUCGAUUUUUGGUUUAAGUCGCAACAAUAAAGAAUCAACAACCGCGUCGGCACCAUCCUCAUCAUCUUCGUCUACCAUAGUUCCUAAAACAGCUUCAACAUCUGCCAGCACAACCAUAAAGGAGCAAAAGGAUCAACGCGUCUCCACGAAAGAAGAACGUGUCAUCUCCAAAUGUGAAACCACCGAAUUAACCAACAUUUGGACCAGAGAACAUAAAAAGGCCGCCUUUGAAAUGUUAGCCGCUAUGAAUGCGGCUGAGCGUUCCAGUGAUGGUUACUUUGGUAAUGCUCCGCGUCAUAAAAUACGCCAAUCCGUUAGAGAUCGUAAUAGCUUACAACGUACUCGCCAACGACGCUCUCUGAUGGCACCAAACCGACCACCAACUGAUCUCCAAAGAGAACAAAUUGUAAUUUAAACGAUGAUACUAUGUUAUUUUGUUCUUUCACGGAAUUAAAAUUAUCUUUUUAAAAGAAACAGAAUGUGAUGAGGAAUAUGUUCCAAUAAAAUUUAAGCAAAAACAGUAUUUUUAACAUACAUAUGUAUGUAUGUAAAUUAGUUAAGUUAUUUUAAUAUUUCUAUAAAAUAAUAACUAAUAAUAAAUUGACAUUUUAUUUAAUUAGAAACCUAAA